Dictyostelium purpureum is the source of this 4489-nucleotide messenger RNA. RefSeq lists its product as uncharacterized. The transcript has 4 exons. The coding region runs from base 172 to 4422 and encodes 1416 amino acids. The record is from RefSeq and is a predicted model, not a curated record. Gene Ontology annotation, biological process: Ras protein signal transduction; actin cytoskeleton organization; positive regulation of GTPase activity. NCBI's taxonomy places the organism in Eukaryota, Evosea, Eumycetozoa, Dictyosteliales, Dictyosteliaceae. Gene Ontology annotation, cellular component: plasma membrane. Gene Ontology annotation, molecular function: guanyl-nucleotide exchange factor activity; actin binding; small GTPase binding.
AUUAGUUUAAAUAAUAGUUAUAGCGCACCGGGAUCUGGUGCAUCUUCACCAAAUUUACAAGUUUUCCAAAAUGGUAUUGCACACUCCACUUCAUCAUCAUCAUUAUCAUCACCAUUAAAAGAAUCAUUUUCAUUUUCCUCAUUAUCAUCAUUACAAAAUUCAACAUCAGGUAUGGUAAAUAAUCAGUCAGUUAAUAAUAAUAGUAAUAAUAGCAACGGCAAUAAUAAUAUAGCAAGUAAUGGUAAUGGAAAUACUACAAAUAAUAAUAUAUCAACUACACCAAUUUAUAAAUCUUUCCAAUCAAUUUUUGAAACACUUUUAGAUGAAUUGGAUUACUCCAAAAAGAGAAGAGAAGAGUUAUUAAGUUUAACUAGUGAAGAGAAAUGGAUUUUUUUACAAAGAAUAAAACCAGAUUGUACAAAUUCUUUAAUUAAUAAUGGUAUUUAUCAAUAUCAAAAUCAAAUUUCUUCAAAUGAUCUAAAAACUUUAAUUUCAUCGCCACCCAAAUUAAAUAAUUCACAACAACAUAUAACAUUACAAAAAUCAAUACCUUCAUUAUCAGUUUCUUCAUCUCCAAAAAGCCCAAGAAGUCAUUUAAAAGUUUUACAUUUAAAUUCGUUGUUAACAUUUGAAGAUAUUUGCAAACUAAAACAACAAUUACUUGGUAAGCCAGUAUCUUGGGUAAUUAAUUUUGCAGAAUCAACAGGUAUAGUUUCAAUAUUAUCAAUGAUAUCAACAUAUUCAAAUAAUAAAGAAAUGAAAACUGAGGAUUAUUUGGUAAUUAACGAAUGUUUAUUAUGUUUAAAACUAUUGAUCGAGUUAGAAAUGAAAUCUUUGUUAUUAUCUGAUUUAUCAGAAAUUUUCCCAUUGGUUUUAUCGCCAGUUUUAUCAACUAAAAGAAACGCAUUUGAAGUUUUAGAUUCUCUUUGCAAAACAUUUUAUUUGGGAUCAUCUAUCGUUUUGGAAUCGAUUCAUCUAUAUAGCAGAAAAAGUAAUCAAUCACUAGAAAAGGUAUUUUCUUUUAUAACCACUCCAUUAGAUGGUGAAUUUGCAGCCGAUCUAAAAGUUAACUGUAUGUCAUUAAUCAAUCAUUUAAUUAGUUCAAAACAAUCUUUAAUGGACCGUAUAGAAAUUCGUUCAAAGUUCUUAUCAAAUGAAAUACUAUUAAUUUUAAAGAACUUAAGAAUAGAUGGUGAAGGUAUUGAAACAUCAUCAUGGAAGCAACUGGAUAAUGAAAUGAAGUUAUUUGAAACAAUGAUGGUCGAUGACAAUAAUCAAAUUAGUUUAAUCGAAAAUGAAACAAAUAAUGUAUCCGCUUGUAGUGACAACCAAAUAAUAAAUCAAAAUGGUAGUGUAAAUGGUGAUAAAGAUACACGUAGCAAUAGCUUCAAUGAAAACAGCAGUUUCAGUAGUACCAGUAAUAUCAAUAGCAUUAGCAACAGCAUUGAAUUUAAUGAAAAUGGCCAAGAAUUAUUAAAGAGCUCUUUAAAUAACGAAAUUGUUUUAAAUGAAAACAAAUUAAUUGUCAUUGUUUCUUUCCACCAAAAGAAUAAAUACAAGAGCAGAAAACAGCAAAUUCAACAUCAGCAACAACAACAACAGCAAUUACAAUUCCAAAAGCAAUUGGAUGAUGAUGAUGAAGACGAAGAAAAUAUCAAAUUAGAUGAUUCUAAAAGUGCUCAUAAUGAGGAAGAAGAGGAUUCUGAAGAAAAUGUUAAAUCAUUAAUUCAAAGUAGAGAAAUUAUUGUACCUGUUCAAAGAAGAUCAAAAGCUUCAGAUAUUAUAAGAUCAUUGCUUUCAUCCAAUUCAAAUCUUAAAGAGCUUGGUGAAUGGGGUUUAUAUGUUAUUGACAAAAACAAUGUUGGCUCAUUCUUAAAAGAUGAUGAAUUUAUUUUCGAAGUUGAUGAAUUACCACAACAACAAAAUAUUGUUACACCACGUAAUAUAAAAUUAAUACCAAGAUUUAGAGAGUACAGAUUGAAGAUGAUACCAUGGAAGGUUAGAAUUUCACUUGAAAAGGUUAAGGAAAUGGGUGUUAUAGGAAAUUUCACAUCAGAUAAAUGUAUUGCAGAAUCUCCAAUGGACCCAACUAUGACAUGCUCAGGUUUAGUUUAUUAUCUUUUAAAGAAACAUAUGCCAAAUAUUUACAGCAAUUAUUGUUUAGAGCCAGAUGAUUUCGGUUUAUAUUUAGAUAACAGUAGUACUGCAUGGAGUGGUAAUACUGGAAGCGGUUAUUGGUUAGAGCCAUUAGAAAAAUUACACGACUAUGAUGAAAUAUUUAAAGAUCCAAAGUUAACAGUACAGUUAAAACUCAGACCUAAAGGUGUUAAAUUAAAGUUUGCAGAUGGAACAUUUGAAAUAUUUAAAUUAAAUUUAAUGUUGCCAACUGAAAAGAUUUUCCAAGAGAUUUCAGAAAAAGUAAUAGAUUCUAAUAAUAAUAUCAAUUUAUCAUAUUAUGGCAUUUUUAUCGAUAGACAAUUAGAUAAUAAUAGUGGCAAUGGAAAUGGUAGCAACACUAGUUUUAGCAAUUUUAGUAAUUUAAAUAUUUCCUCAUCGUUCAAAGAGACAAAGAAACCAGAAUGGUUAGAAAAGGGUUUACCAUUAUAUCAUUAUAAAAUUACCGAUCGUUGUUGUUUAAGAUUUGCAUUAAGACCAUCAAAUAUUAGUUUAUCAAUUGAUUUAUCAUUAUUUAAUAAAUUUAAAUUGAAAAAUAAUAGUAAAAAUAAUAGUAAUGGCAACAGCAAUAAUAAUGGUAAUGAUGAUUCUGAUGAUUCUGAUGAAGAAUUAGAAUUUCCAUCUGUCACUACCGGUAAAGUUGGACCAGCUAUAGAUGACGAAAAUAAUUUAUUAAAGAAAUUCCAAGAUGUUUUAAAUUUCAAUUUGCCAGAAAAGACCCAAAUUCAAUUUAAAGAAAUUACUGUAAAAUUACCACUUCAUUUACCUUUAGGAGAAGCACUGGAAAUCGAUGAAAGUUGGAUUGAAACCAAUAUUUUACGUGAAAAAUGUUCAUUCCAUUUCGAUUCAUUUGACGGUCAACCAUUAAAUCAGAACCAACCAUUAAAUAAUCAAAAUUUCACAGAGAAAAAUAAAAUUUUUGUUUUAUUAGCAGAGGAGGAACAUAAUGAUCAAAUGGAUGAAUUCAAUAAGGUUAACAUUUGGGAAGAACCAUUCGAUUCAACUACAAUUAUUUGUGAUCCAGACAAUCCAGGUCAAAUUAGAGCAGCAACUUUAAACAAAUUAUUAGAACAAGCCACCAACAACAUUGAAAAGGAUCGUGAAUUAAUGAACAUUCUUUUAAUGACAUAUAUGUCUUUCUCAACUUCAGAUAUACUUUUAGAUAAAUUGGUCGAGCGUUAUAAUGUCCCAGAUCACGAAAAAGACCAAAAAUCAGUUGUACAACUCCAUACAAUCGUUUUCUUAAAGAAUUGGCUUGAACAACAAGCACCACAAGCUGCCUCUGGUGGUGGUUUAGAAGAAAAGUUUUUAGUUCGUCUAUCUGAUUUUGUAGAUAAACAAAUAACCAAUGAUGGAUAUACUAAAAUUGUACCACAGUUAAAGAAAUGGAUCGAUUCAGCACUCAAAGAGAAAAGAGCAUAUGCUAUGCCAGAAGCUUCACGUCCAAAUACAUAUGGUAAACUCUCUAUAUCAUCAUCAAUCUCAUCAAGAACUCUAUUGGAUGACGAGUUAUUUGUAGCACAACAACUAACCAUUCGUGAAUAUGAUACAUUCAAAAGAAUUCAGGCAGUAGAGUUUUUAGGUCAAUCCUGGUCUAAAGCCAAACUUCAAUAUAAAGCAAAGAAUCUUUUAAAGAUGAUUGAACGUUUCAAUAAAUACUCGACCGGUGUCUCAACAGCUAUUCUUAGUCAACCUAAAUUAAAAUCUCGUGUUAAAUUAAUUUGUAGAUUCAUUAAAAUCGCUCAACAUUGUAGAGAAUUAAACAACUUUCAUUUAUUAACCGCGUUUAUGGCUGGUAUUAGAAAUUCAAAUGUUAUACGUCUCCGUUUAACAUGGGCAAAGGUACCAAAGAAAUAUCUACACAUUUUAGAAGACCUUGAAAAGAUUAUGUCAAUGGAAGGAUCAUUCAAGGAAUUUAGACAAAAAAUGGCUGAAACUAUACCACCAUGUAUUCCAUACCUUGGAGUUUAUCUUAAAGAUUUAACAUUCAUCGAAGAGGGUAACCCAGAUACAAUCAAUUCUUUAAUUAACUGGAGCAAAAAGAAAUUAAUUUUCAAUAUUGUAUCAAUUAUUCAACGUUGUCAACAAGUUCCAUAUGAUUUUGGUUCAUUAUCUCAAUUAAAUCAAGCUAGAUCCGAAAUGCUUUUAAAUUAUUUUGAUACUUUACCAACUGCAAUUGACGAAUUAUUAUACAAAAUUAGUUUAAACUUAGAACCAAGACAAUCAACUACAACCACAACAAAUUAAAAAUAUUAAAAUAUUAAAAUAUUAAAAUAUAGAGAUAUUAAAUAUUAAAAUAAAAAUAUAUGUAUAU